CAUGACGUCAGAUACCGGAAGGUCAGAGGCUGUGAGCGGAAGUAAGUGCUGGAGUGCUCCGCCAUUGUGUGUGUGUGUGUGUGUGUGUGAGAGAGAGAGAGAAAUCGCCGUCCGCUAUAGAGGCAGCCAGCACCACCUCAGCAAAUACCAUACACACACACACACCGGGGAGGGGAAAGUAAAACUGCACGGCGGAGACUAAACAAACCACCGCCCUCGUGUUGGGCUUUUUCAAAAAAAAUUGCAGUUGUUUGAACCGGUAUUGCUUCAGGCUGGUGCUGGGAGCGCGUUUUGAAGAGGAUUCGGUCGAGCCGGAGGCCGAGCUCCUGCCGCCAGCCUGCCGCUGCUCUUUGAUGAAGAAUGUCUGCUACCAGCGUGGAUCAGAGACCGAAAGGCCAGGGAAGUAAAGUUCAGAACGGUUCGAUGCAUCAAAAAGACUCAGUGAACGAUGAUGAUUUUGAACCUUAUUUAACCAGCCAGACGAAUCAGAGCAACAGCUACCCACCAAUGUCCGAUCCAUACAUGCCCAGUUAUUAUGCUCCUUCCAUUGGAUUUCCGUAUUCUCUUGGUGAAGCUCCCUGGUCAACAGGGGGAGAUCCUCCAAUGCCAUACUUAACAACAUAUGGACAGAUGAGUAACGGUGAGCAUCACUUUAUACCGGAUGGUGUAUUCAGUCAGCCUGGGACCUUAGGGAGCACCCCACCAUUUUUGAAUCAACAUGGAUUUAACUUUUUUCCUGGGAACGCAGACUUUUCUACUUGGGGAGCAAGUGGAUCUCAAGGACAGUCAACCCAAAGUUCUGCAUAUAGUAACAGCUAUGGGUACCCGCCUAGUUCUCUUGGAAGAGCCAUAGCUGAUGGACAGGCUGGAUUUGGCAGUGACUCUUUGAGCAAGGUGCCUGGCAUAAAUAGCAUUGAACAAGGCAUGACUGGACUGAAGAUUGGAGGAGAUAUGACGACAGCUGUCACUAAAACUGUAGGUUCUGCUCUUAGUAGUACAGGUAUGUGCAGUAGCAUUGUUGCUAAUAGCACCCCAGCUACAAGCACUUCAGCACCUAAGCCUACAUCCUGGGCUGCUAUUGCUAGGAAACCCGCAAAGCCUCAGCCAAAAUUAAAGCCUAAGACUAACAUGGGACUAGGUGGACCUGCAGUACCACCUCCACCUAUAAAACACAACAUGAAUAUUGGAACUUGGGAAGACAAAGGCAAUGUACCCAAAGUCCCGCCUGCACAACAAGUUAUGCCUCCUCAAGUAGUUGUGCAGCAGCAUCAGCUUCCCCAGCAACCAAUUGCUAUUCAGACCCACCCAACAAAUCAGCAACAACCACAGAAUCCAGGACCUCAACAACCUCCGUCUCAAGGUCAGCAGCAGCCGCAAAAUCGUUGGGUGGCUCCUCGCAAUCGGGGAGCUAGCUUUAGUCAGACCAGUGGAGCAAGUAGUGAGAGUUUUGUGUUGGGUAUAGCAUCGUUAAGCACUUCGCCGUCUGGAGGAGAAGUACAUCCUGUAUUAGAAAAACUAAAGGGCAUACACAACUACAACCCCAAAGAUUUUGACUGGAGUCUGAAGACAGGUCGAGUAUUUAUAAUUAAAAGCUACUCUGAGGACGAUAUACACCGUUCUAUCAAGUACUCUAUUUGGUGCAGUACAGAACAUGGUAAUAAACGUUUGGAUGCUGCUUUUCGCUCUUUGAAUGGUAAAGGACCACUCUAUUUACUCUUUAGUGUAAAUGGGAGUGGACAUUUUUGUGGAGUGGCUGAGAUGAAGUCAGCAGUGGACUAUAAUGCUUUUGCUGGAGUUUGGUCACAGGAUAAAUGGAAGGGCAAGUUUGAAGUUAAGUGGAUCUUUGUGAAAGAUGUACCCAAUAACCAACUUCGGCAUAUUCGUUUGGAAAAUAAUGAUAAUAAACCAGUUACCAAUUCAAGGGACACACAGGAGGUGCCCCUGGAAAAAGCCAAGCAAGUGCUUAAAAUAAUUGCUACUUACAAGCAUACCACUUCAAUCUUUGAUGACUUUGCACAUUAUGAAAAACGACAAGAGGAGGAGGAAGCCAUACGUAGAGAGCGGAAUAGAAGCAAAUAGUAACUGAAAGGGCAUGCUGCACCAUUGUUACAACACUAAAGACACGAACCUUGGAAAUUUACUAGUAUCUUCCAGGAACCAUGGUUAUUGGAACUUUACUGCUCAAGGCGACCUCUUUUGAACACUUGAACACAAGAUUGGCUUUCCCUGUUGGUUCUCAUUGCUGCAUUUGCCCUUAUACUCUUGUUUCACAAAACACAUUUGAGCUCUAUAUUUCAAGCACUUUCUGCUUUCCUAAAGCUUUUUAUCAAUAACUAUCCUUCUAAAUUCAGCCUCUGUUGAAAUCCAGAAAUUGAGUGAAUGUGAGAAUCAAUUAAUUUUUUUGGAUUUGUUUAAUACUAACAGUUAAUGAGUGUAGUUUGGUCAAUGAUCUGAGAUUUCAUGAUGCUUAGCUCUUCAACAUACUUUUUUUUCUGUUGUAAGAUUCAUUUUUAAAUUAAUUUUUAGCUCUUCAGAAACCAUUUGGAUAUCAUGUAAUUUUUAGUUCAAACUAAUAAAUCCAGUAUAUUGCCUAUGUGAAAAUUAUUGUAGUAAAUAAAGUGAAUAAAUGGAAUUAAUAUUUUUUGCCAAAUGUGAAACAAAGCAGAAGUUAUGCAAGAUUCUUCCCCAAAUUAUUCUUGGUUCUGAAAUAUAAUUUUUAAAAAUGUAUGUGCAACCAGUUAAAUACAAUGCUUUCUUUAUUGUACGAUGUAUUACAUAGGUUUCAGAAAAGUGCAUUUGUCUAUGGAGGAGAUGCUAGAUGUUUGAUACAAACAUUGAUGACACUGUCCUAAGUAAAUGUACCUCAGUUUGAUUUAACUUUUUAGACUUCUGUAAUGUCUUUUAAAUACAGCUUCCUACCUUUUGAAUGUUUGCCUUUCUGGCAGAUUACUAUCAUGGAAGUGGAAAAUUUUCUCCUCUUAGGUGAUUCACUAGCUUAAUAAAUCCAAUACUUGUU
This is a messenger RNA of Stegostoma tigrinum, 3016 nucleotides long. It is a transcript of the gene ythdf3, whose product is annotated as YTH N6-methyladenosine RNA binding protein F3. Lineage: Eukaryota; Metazoa; Chordata; Chondrichthyes; Orectolobiformes; Stegostomatidae. Gene Ontology annotation, cellular component: cytoplasm. Gene Ontology annotation, molecular function: mRNA binding; N6-methyladenosine-containing RNA reader activity. The coding region runs from base 361 to 2079 and encodes 572 amino acids. The transcript is spliced from 5 exons. Gene Ontology annotation, biological process: mRNA destabilization. The record is from RefSeq and is a predicted model, not a curated record.